AUGCGGGCUCUGAUGGACGUGACCGGGGACAGGCUCGUCGAUUGGACUGGCUCUCAUUCAGCAUAUUACGCCCGCAAGAUUGGCCUGUGGUACGCCGUCUUCCUUAUCUCGCCCUUUGUGGGACCCAUGCUCGACAGUUUUAUGGUUGCUGGGCUGGGUGAAUGGCGCCCGCUCUUCUGGCCGGUCUUUGCCUGGACCAUUGGUCUUACGGCCACGAUCGUGGUCUUUGGCGACUAG
Molecule: messenger RNA, 237 nt
Organism: Aspergillus pseudoviridinutans
Lineage: Eukaryota; Fungi; Ascomycota; Eurotiomycetes; Eurotiales; Aspergillaceae
Exons: 2
Coding region: 1-237 (78 amino acids)
Source: RefSeq, a predicted model, not a curated record